ACCAUUGGCAUUUCUAACUAUAUUUGGCAAAUCUUAAUUCUCACCCUCUUCUCUUUUUCUUAGCCUAUCAGCCCACAUUUUGCAUUUGCUUAAUUUCGUUCGCCAUUGGAGAUAGCUUUUACCUCAUUUUGUGAAAACAAGUACGAGCAGCCCUCGUGAGGGCGAGGCGCGCGCAUUCUAGUGCGCGCACCACCAUCUCCAUCCAUGGCCCUCGUAAACCACAACGUUGCUGCUCGGUUGCUCCCUUGUGCUCUCGUCCUGCUAUCUGUUACAUUAAAUCUUGCUAUCACCGCGUUUUCAGCUCCCACCGAAGCUGAAGUCCUCCUCAAGUUCAAAGCUUCGUUGGGUGACAGUGUUGCUGCAUUGUCGAGUUGGGAUCCUGCUAAACCUCCAUGUCCAGGUGGUUCUUGGGCAGGUGUUCUUUGUCAAGAUGCCAGCGUAUGGGGAUUGAAACUACAGAAUAUGGGAUUGAAGGGUAAAUUUGACAUGGAAAUCUUGAAAGAUUUGCCUCUUUUGAGAACUAUCAGUAUAAUGCAAAACGAAUUUGAAGGAGCAUUCCCAAAUGUGAGGGCUAUAAGUGCACUCAAAUCCAUUUAUUUCGCCGACAAUAAAUUUUUUGGGGAAAUCAAAGCAGAUGCUUUUGACAAGAUGACUGGACUAAAGAAGAUUGAUAUAUCACAUAAUCAGUUAACAGGUUCGAUUCCAACAUCGCUGACAACCUUACCAUUGCUUACGGAAUUGAAGCUUCAACAAAACUCUUUUACUGGUCAGAUACCAAAUUUUCAACAAGACAGGCUAACACUUUUCAAUGUAUCCGCCAAUCAAUUAGAUGGUCCGAUCCCUGACAAACUCACAAAACUCGACGCAACUGCAUUUAUGGGCAACGACGAACUCUGCGGUGGGCCCAUGCCUCCAUGUCCUUCUCCGACAAAAGUACCAGUUGGAACCAUUAUCCUUUGUGUAUUACUUGCAGUGGCAGCACUGGCGUCAAUAUUUGUGGCUAUUGGCAUCCUUCGGCGUCGUAAAGAAGACCCUGUAGCACAAAACCAAAACGUCCCACCUGCAUCGCAAGUCCACAAGAAAGGACCCUCUGUGGAUAUGGACAGCGUGGAAAAAGGAGUGCCUCCUGCAGAAAGUGAACCUGUCAAGAACAGUAAUCAAAUUAGUGUGAGGUUGACAUUCUUGCGAGAAGAUGUAGAGAAAUUUGACUUGCCUGACUUAUUGAAAGCCUCUGCUGAAAUAUUGGGGAGCGGGGUUUUUGGAUCUACGUUCAAAGCAGCUAUUGGAGCCUCUCGCCGGGUUAUGGUUGUGAAGAGAUUUAGACAAAUGAAUAAUGUGGGAAGAGAAGAGUUCCAGGAGCAUAUGAGAAGGUUGGGAAGGUUGAGACACAACAACGUGCUUCCUCUUGUGGCAUUUUACUAUAGAAAAGAAGAAAAGCUUUUGGUUACAGAAUACAUUGACAAUGCAAACUUGUCUGUGUAUCUACAUGGAAAUCGCGGUCGCGGAGUACCUAGCCUAGACUGGCCAAAGCGGUUGAAAAUUGUGAAAGGUGUAGCCAGAGGACUUCUGUACCUUUACAACGAGCUACCAAGCAUAGUCGCACCUCAUGGUCACCUCAAAUCUGCGAAUGUUCUUCUCAACGAUUCGUGGGAACCUCUACUCACCGACUAUGCCUUAUCUCCCAUAGUUAACCAAGAUCAAGCACAUGAGCUCAUGAUCGCAUACAGGUCACCCGAAUAUAAGCAACAAAGCCGCAUAACCAAAAAAACGGAUGUUUGGAGCCUCGGAGUUUUGAUCCUAGAAGUCCUAACAGGAAGAUACCCAUCAAAUACCUCGCCAAAGGAAAGGGGAAAUGAGACCGAUUUGGCAGCUUGGGUUCAAUCUAUUGAUAGAGCGGACUGGAAGGCUGAAGUGUUUGAUAAAGAGAUGGCAGGCAAAAAAAACCGUGAAGAUCAGUUGAUAAAGCUUUUAGAAGUAGCUUUGGGUUGUUGUGAACCAGACAUGGAAAAGAGGUGGGAGAUCAAAGAGGCGGUUGAGAGGAUUGAAAAGAUAAAGGAAUAGGAUGAGGAUGCAUGACGAGAUGAAGAUGAAGAAGACGUGACUUCUACUGCUCUGGUGCUUUCAACAACUAUCCAAGAAUUUGCUUGAUUUCAUCCCACCACCGGUAGUCCCAUGGUAUACUGCUAUACUAUUCUAGAUUUCCCAGCUGGAUUUUGACUUCUUCGAGUACUGAGAAAGCUAUGGAGUAAAAUUAUAAGGUAGGAUUUAUAUAAUUUUGCAGAGUUCAGAAGGAAUGGGAAAUUUUGGUUCAUCAUGUAUAGAUGUUAUAAAUUAAAAUGGGGGUGGGAAUAAGGGUUUGUCAAUUUAGCUAUUGAUUUCAUACAUUAUAUCGUAGCCAAUUGGGUAGGAUUUUUUAUUUUCUUCCAGUCUGAUCAUGCCAUAUGAUUGAAACUGGUAAUGUUAUCGUUAAAUUCACAGGUCCGUGUGGAUAUACUAAUCAACAAAACUUAUUCAAAUAUCCUUCCUAUUUCAUUAGGAACAUAUGAUC
Molecule: messenger RNA, 2548 nt
Organism: Daucus carota subsp. sativus
Lineage: Eukaryota; Viridiplantae; Streptophyta; Magnoliopsida; Apiales; Apiaceae
Product: pollen receptor-like kinase 4
Exons: 3
Coding region: 205-2061 (618 amino acids)
Biological process (GO): protein phosphorylation
Molecular function (GO): protein binding; protein kinase activity; ATP binding
Source: RefSeq, a predicted model, not a curated record